Messenger RNA from Abrus precatorius (Indian licorice), 1456 nucleotides. RefSeq names its product probable calcium-binding protein CML36. The transcript has a single exon. The record is from RefSeq and is a predicted model, not a curated record. Bases 170 to 844 code for a protein of 224 amino acids. Gene Ontology annotation, molecular function: calcium ion binding. NCBI's taxonomy places the organism in Eukaryota, Viridiplantae, Streptophyta, Magnoliopsida, Fabales, Fabaceae.
GCACGUAGGAAACUUCGUGGAAGGUACCCAAAGAGGGAGAAAUGGACAUUCUCCUUCCCACACAUCACCCAUUUAACCCCUUCACCUUCCACCCUCUUUCCUCACCCAAACCCAACAACGCAUUCUUCAUAUUCAUUCCCAGCACACUCCCUCACCCACCACACGCCCAAUGAAGCUCAUCAACAUCAACCCCAAAAACCUCAAACUCUCCCCCAAACACCUCUUCCGCUCCAAAAAGCAGCGCUCUUUAGUCUCUAGAUCCGACCCGCUUUCAUUCGGAUCUGGAUCCUCUUCUUCCUCUUCCGACGACUCCACGCAUAAGACCCCCAACGCUGCUGCUCCCGCCGGCUCCCAAACCCCCACCAGCGUCCUUCCCGACGUCACCGUCGACUGGUCCGACAUCACCGUCGACGUCCGGUGGGACCUCGCCCAGGCCUUUCGCCUCAUCGACCGCGAUAACGACGGCGUCGUUUCGCGGGAGGAGCUCGAGGCUCUCCUCACUAAUCUCGCCGCGUCGUCUAGUCCGGACGACGUGGCGUUGAUGCUCAGCGAGGUCGAUGGUGAUGGCCACGGGUGUAUCAGUGUGGAAGCGCUAAUGAACCGGGUCGGGACGGGUUCGGAGCCCGGUUCGGACCCUGGGGAACUGAGAGAGGCGUUUGAGGUUUUUGACACGGAUCGUGAUGGGAGGAUCUCUGCGGAGGAGUUGCUUAGGGUUUUCAGAGCGAUUGGGGACGAGCGGUGCACGUUAGAGGAGUGCCGGCGCAUGAUAGAAGGUGUGGAUAGGAACGGGGAUGGGUUCGUGUGCUUCGAGGACUUUUCGCGUAUGAUGGAGUUGCAGCGAUGAUGAUGAUGAUGUUGGUUGUGAUUGUGAUGAUGAUGUCAGAUGAUGAUCAUGAUCAUGUUAUGAGAUAAUAUAAAAUAUAUGAAGGAAGGCAACUUCAUGAUUUUUUAAAACCCUGGCUUCGUUAGUUCUCCGUUCGUUUGUUAGUAUUAUCUUUGUGAUUUUUUGUUUGUUUGGCUCCCCUUUUGAUUUGGGUGUACAAAUUUGAAGGCGAGUGAGAAAAUGCGUUCUGAAUUGAAUGAAUUUGUAUGAAAUGAUGUGAUUGCAGAGUGGAGCUUGACAAAACCGUACAUAAUUGGGAAAAUAUCUCCUACCUUACAUAGCUUUACCUCUCAGAACUCUGGAAUAAUCACAUCGCACACCCUUUGCAAGCAUACGCUUACACUGUAGAGGUCUCCUGUUUCUUUACAUUUUACUUUUUAACUCUACAUUUAGUAAAUUAGACUAUAUGAGACUAAUUUGUUUAUUUUAAUUAUAGUUUUUAAAAGAAUAUAAGACAUUUAAAUAAUUAUUUGAUUUCACUUAAUGUUCUUGACUUUAUUAUUAAUAAAAUAAAUUAUGUAAUUUUUUGUUUAAUUAAGUGUUUCAUAUUUAUAAAAAUUGUAUAAUUUAAAU